AUGACUGGUAUGAUCCGGAGGUGCAAUCAAUACACCGAGGAUGUGUGGGAUGGAAUUCCUGCCCUCGAGAACUUCAACGUUGAAGCCGCAAUCUUCCGAAGUCUGGUCAUGCACGCUAAAUGUGGUUCGAACCGAAGCCGCAAAUCCUCAUCCUCGAAAGGCGUGCCCUGGGACAUUGUGGCAACUGCCCUGGAAAUCGCUCGCACUCUGGAGAUUGAGUGUGGGACACACCAGCUAGACAUGAUGAAUGCUUUGGAGACGGCACUGACGACAAGAUGCGGAUUGAGCCGGACAGCUUGUUCGCAUUCGCUGUCCGUUACGGUCUGCGGCUCUAUGUCCGAGCAAGACUCCGGAAUGGAGGCUGUCAAUCUCUUCACAAACAGGGUCGACCGCUUCUUAAUUAUGCCUGCGCGCCAACAGCAGCUCCUGUGUGGGUAA
Messenger RNA from Colletotrichum gloeosporioides, 438 nucleotides. RefSeq lists its product as uncharacterized. The coding region runs from base 1 to 438 and encodes 145 amino acids. Lineage: Eukaryota; Fungi; Ascomycota; Sordariomycetes; Glomerellales; Glomerellaceae. The record is from RefSeq and is a predicted model, not a curated record. The transcript has 3 exons.